GAAACAAGCUGUUAAAAACGUGUUAAAAACGUGUUAAAUCAACACAUAAUGAAGCCCUAAAGACUUGGAAUUGCUUUUGUUUUGAAGAAGUGAAGAAACAAUGGAGAAUAUACAAAAUCUCCCCAUCGACAUCCAGACCAGCAAGCUUCUGGACUGGCUGCUGGAUCGACGUCACUGUAAUCUGAAAUGGCAGAGCGCAGUGAAAAUUAUCAGAGAGAAGAUCAACGCCUCCAUCCAGGACAUGCCAGAGAACGAGGAGAUCAAGCAGCUUCUCUCCGGCUCCUACAUUCACUACUUUCACUGCCUGAGGAUAGUGGAGAUACUGAGGGGAACUGAAGCUUCCUCCAAGAACAUCUUUGGCAGAUAUUCAUCUCAGAGGAUGAAGGACUGGCAAGAGAUUGUGUCCCUUUAUGAGGCAGAUAAUGUCUAUUUGGCGGAGGUGGCCAGCUUGCUGAGUCGCAACGUGAGCUAUGAAGGCCCGGCUCUGAGGAAGCAGCUGGCUAAAGCUCAGCAGCUGCAGCAGGAGCUGAGCAGGCGGGAGACGGAGUGCCAGAGCUCGGCUGCAGACCUGAGGGAACGCUACUACGUCGCCUGCAAACAGUAUGGCAUCACGGGAGAACAUGUGGCUCGGGAGCUUCAGGCUCUGGUCAAAGAUUUACCGGCGGUUCUUGACGAAGUCGGGAAAGAUGCUGCGAAGUUAGAGGAACACAUCCUACUUUAUACUGCUUUCACAAACUUUGUAUGUGACUGGUCUGAACCCAUCCUGCACAUGUUGACAUUCACCCAGAAGAGAGGAAACGCAACGUUCUACGAGUGGAGAACGGGGAACGUCCCCACAGUUGUUGAGAGGCCAGUGGAGGAAGCUCCUCCUGAUACACUCACAGAGGAUGCGAUUGACUGGGGUAGCUUUGGCAGCAGUGCAGACACUCAGGGUGUCAACUCUGUCAUCACAGUUGAGGAUGGGAUAGACUGGGGCAUCAGUCUGGAGCCGAGCUCUGAGGACGCUGGUGCUGGUGGGAUCGACUGGGGCGACGGCGAAGCAGCUCCCAUAGAAAUUGAAGUUGUGGACACGGGCGCAGACUGUCCUGAGGGUGUGGCGAGAGGCGAGGAUGCUUUAAGCGUACUGGAGAACUCUCAGUCACGAAGCCAGUUCAUUGAUGAGCUAAUGGAGCUGGAGGUGUUCUUAACGCAGCGGAUAAGUGAGAUGGGAGAGGAGGCCGAUGUGGUCGCUAUGAGCCAGUUCCAGAUGGCCCCCUCUGUCAUCCAGCGCCAGUCCCGUGAGCACGUCCGGGAGAUGCUGUCAGAGGUGCGGGACCUCCUGGGCCGCCUCACCUCCCUCCGCAUGCAGCACCUGUUUAUGAUUCAGGCCUCGCCACGGUAUGUUGAGCGUGUGUCAGAGGUGCUGAGGCAGAAGCUGAAGCAGGCUGACAUUCUGGUGCUGAAGGGCGUGACGAUGGUUGAGAAAAGGCAGGAAGCCCUGGAGGAGCAGUCCAGACUGGAGCCACGUGUCGACCUGCUGGCAGGACGCACCCGGGAACUCCAGAAAAUGAUUGAAGCCGACAUUUCAAAGCGAUACAACAAAAGACCCGUCAACCUAAUGGGGGUUAAUAUAUAGUGAACGUUGUGACAUUCACUAUAUUUAAUUUGUCAUGAUCUACUUGGAGAAAUAAAAGUGGUAUUUAUGUAUA
Molecule: messenger RNA, 1688 nt
Organism: Sebastes umbrosus (honeycomb rockfish)
Lineage: Eukaryota; Metazoa; Chordata; Actinopteri; Perciformes; Sebastidae
Gene: cdk5rap3
Product: CDK5 regulatory subunit associated protein 3
Exons: 15
Coding region: 101-1615 (504 amino acids)
Biological process (GO): regulation of mitotic cell cycle; regulation of cyclin-dependent protein serine/threonine kinase activity
Cellular component (GO): endomembrane system
Source: RefSeq, a predicted model, not a curated record